Molecule: messenger RNA, 3733 nt
Organism: Helianthus annuus (common sunflower)
Lineage: Eukaryota; Viridiplantae; Streptophyta; Magnoliopsida; Asterales; Asteraceae
Product: triacylglycerol lipase OBL1
Exons: 5
Coding region: 127-1560 (477 amino acids)
Biological process (GO): lipid metabolic process
Molecular function (GO): triacylglycerol lipase activity
Source: RefSeq, a predicted model, not a curated record
UGUUAACCACAUGGCGUCAAGAAUAGGUUUGUACAGCUUUUUCUGUUAACCAAAUGGCGUAAAGAAUAACAAGAAUGACGACACGAGUCAUAACAGAAUCUGUUGAUAAAAAGCAAAGGAAAGCAAAUGGUUUCCUUGAGUGAUGAGAUGGGUGAGAGGUACCUGAUAGUGCAGCCUGCAAAUGGUGGGAUUACGGACCUCGUUAGAUACGGGAUCUUCAACAACAAAGCGAGCGGUUCUAAGUUCCUCCUCCAACAGCAGCAGCAGCAGGAGGAUGAUGAUGAUGAUAAGAAUAAGAGGUUUGUGAUCAUAGUAUCGAUAAUAAUGAGGAAGCUGAUAAAGGUGUUGGGUAAGCCCAUGGAGUGGGCAGGUUACGUUGUCGACUUCAUACUAAACCUCCUCUCCCUCAACGGCGGCCUCCUACCUCUCUUUGCCAAUCUCUUCCAAGGAAAGAUGGUCAUUCCAGAGAGAGGGACGGCAACAUUUAUCAGCACGAUUGGGCAUAUUGAUGGGCGAAUAAAUUUGGAGGCAGAACAGAGGGGCAUUGAGUUAGAACCUGGGAGCAGGUCACUUAUGGACCUAUGUAUGAUGGCUUCUAAAUUGGCCUAUGAGAAUGCUGCUGUUAUUAACAACGUUGUCAAUCUACACUGGAAGAUGCAUUUCGUUGACUUCUACAACUGCUGGAAUGAAUAUCAAAAGGAGAGAUCAACCCAAGUGUUCAUAUUUUGCGACAAGCCAAGGGAUGCAAAUUUGAUAGUGAUCAGUUUCAGAGGGACAGAGCCAUUUGAUGCAGAUGACUGGAUUACUGAUUUCGAUUACUCUUGGUUUGAGAUCCCAAAUAUAGGAAAAGUCCACAUGGGUUUUCUAGAAGCCAUGGGUCUUGGGAACAGAUCUAACGUGUCUUCCUUCCAGGAGCUUCUUCAAGCAACCAACACAGACGUUUUUCCAGCGAUGGUGGAGACGAGUGCAUAUUUUGUUGUGAGGAGCAAGCUCAGGAACUUACUUGAGGAGCAUAGGAAUGCAAAGUUUAUGGUGACGGGGCAUAGCCUAGGUGGGGCCCUUGCCAUAUUAUUCCCGACAGUUCUCCUGUUUCAUGAGGAAGAGCUUGUUUUACAGAGGUUGUUAGGUGUACACACGUUUGGGCAGCCAAGAGUUGGGAACCGCGAGCUAGGGAGGUAUGUGGAAUCAAAAUUACAACAACCCACUCCCAGAUAUUAUAGAAUGGUCUACUGCAAUGACCUUGUUCCGCGCUUGCCUUAUGACGACAAAACAUUCUUGUAUAAGCAUUUUGGGGUGUGCCUUUACUACGAUAGCUUCUUUGUCCAGCAAAAAGUGGAUGAAGAACCAAACCCGAACUACUUUGGGUUGUGGUACCUGAUUCCAGAGUAUCUGAAUGCUGUAUGGGAAUUAGCGAGAGGUGUGGUAAUGGGAAUGGCAUACGGGAAAGAGUACAAGGAGUCUUGGGAAGGCAUAAUGACGCGGAUCAUAGGUUUGGCCAUUCCUGGCCUUUCUGCUCAUGCCCCUCCUAAUUACGUCAAUUCCAUAAGACUUGGAACCUAAAAACAUCAUCAUAUUCACAUGCAAAAUUACUCUCCUUCUUCGACCUGUUAUUUGUAUGUUAUAUAGAUAGAUAUGUUUCAUACAGAAACACAGAUAAUGCUGCGAGAACGAGUUUUAUGCAUUUCUAUUUUUCAUUUCAUUUAAAUAUAAUGGUAAUCUUGUCUGGGUUUUUAUCUAAUCGACAAUUAAAGAGAAAAUGUGUAAAAAUUGUGGUCCAUGUAUGUUCAAUUUAUUGAACUUGUACAUGUAUGUGUACAUAUUUAUAACUAUCAGUUUAUGCUACACCCAGGUUAGGUUAUGAUCCAUUUACUAAGUAAUGAGUUGAUAUUGAGCAACGCUAGCUAUUUUGGUUAUAGGUUCAUUUGGUCUACUAAAUUGUACAAUAGGUUAGUGGGUCCGCUCAAUUUGUACAAUAGGUUGCUGACUUAAAAAGAAUCUGAAUGGAUGAGCACCACCACCACCAUUGUGUCAUCACCCCAUGCAAGUGGCUGCCACCAUCACCUCCACCUCCACGGUCGCCGUCACUGAUGCCAUUCAUUGCCAAUAGCCACCAUAAAAGCAAAUAUAGAGGGUCAUCCGUUUGGUAAUUUUAUAUUCUAAAAUGACCCAUUUCAACGCGAACCUAUUUUGUUCGGACAAUCUUUUGCCCUGAACCAAGUUGAUGUUUGUUUUGACUUGAACUAAGUUGAUGUCUUUUUAAACCAAUCCGUUUUGACCUAAACUAAUUGUUGCGUCAGUGAUCUGACACUAACCAUGAUGAUGUUUUAGAGCUCACCACGUCUUCAGUUAGUAUUUAUGGAGUACAUUGGUUACAUAUAUUUUGGUUCGGCUCUCAGCUCUAGGUACUUUCUUAAAUCACACCACAUAUUUCUUGAUAUACUAUUGUUGGUCAAAUUAUUAAUUAUCAUAUUUCAAUAUUAUGUGAUGAAUUAAGUUUCAGCUUUUAGUAUUGUGUGACUAGUUCAGUAUCAGAGUUGAGUAGUAUUAGAUUUUAUGUUAUGAGGGAAGAGUAGUUGGAGAUGUAAGAUAAUGAACUAAUGCUUUUAAUAUUAUGGAUUAUGCUUCAAUUGCUGUUUGUAGUAGUGACAUGGGGCUGGUCUCAAAUGCAGCAGAUACAGGAUUGCAGUGGAAAGAGCAAGCCUGAUCAGCCAAGGUAUAACUGUGCAUGCCUGUAGUGUUCAAGAUUGGAUGAGACAGCGAGUAUGACUGAGAUUCUAGUUAAGAAACCAAAGUAAAACUUACAAUCAAGGUCUUUAUUGGCAUGUCAGUCAAAGGCAGGAGGCAUUAAGCUUCAGAUGAACUAUCAAUGCAAUGUGUGUGUGUGUGUGUGAUCAAUUGCUCUGAAUCGGUUUCUUCUGGUAUAUAUGUUUUAGGUAAAAUGAAGUCUCUAAUUAGAUACAUUUUCAUGAAUCUGUUUGUUUAUUCUGACUAAGAACCAUUUAUAUUAAAUUAACAGGCAUGUUUAUGAAACUGUGAACCUUGCAAAUAAAUAUUCAUUCAAUCGAUAAAUCUUCACAACUUUCGCCAAAUAUAUAUAGUCUGAAAUAUAAACAAUAGAUCAACGUGACAAACAAAGGCCAAAAAAUAAUAUGUAACAACGUGGUAAAAUUAUAGUACAGCAAAUUGAAAUUAAAAAACAAAAAAAAAAACAGCAUGAAUUAAGCAAACAACAUGUGGGUAACCAUUGCAGAGGGAAGUAUAGGAUUAAAAAAAUAAUAAUGAUAAAACAAAACAAAAGCAAUCCUUGACCCAUAUUGUAAGGCAACCUCAUUGGAAUAAUUAGCAUUUAGAUAUCAAUCUUUAGCCUUAUAAGACAAAACCGUAAAUUUGAGUGUCAAAUCUCGAGAUGGAGAUAAAGGAAUGCAGUAUUAUGCUUGACCAGACUGCAACCAUGGAUUGAGUAGGAAUUUUGACCCAACAACAUUAACAGGUGAUGCAAAACUAACUGCACCUUCAUUGAAGCUGAACAAUACAACUUUUUCAUACCAAUUUGAAGCUCUUGGUACUCAAAAAACUUUUUUUUUUUUUUAAAAAGGCCUCCUACCAGCCAUCAAACAUGUAUCUGUAUAUGUUCGUAUUUACCAGCCAUAGCUUGCAUUGUAUGAAGCUGAGAUAUGUCUCUUUCUUUAUACAUACAUUACAUAGUCAUCAGGUAAAAAUUCCUUUGCAGAAA